AGUCCCAUUUAAAAAAUGGAUGUGAUGGAGCUAGUGUACGCUACAUUGCGUCAUCCUGUUGCGGACAUUGCAUGCGUUUGUAUUCUAACCUCACUGACGUCCACGGUUUUCGCCAUUCAUCCGGAUUCGUCAGUGGGUUCGACAGCCCACGUGCUUGGGAAAAUUUAUACAUUUUCAUACGAAAUAAGAUUUUGCAAACCUACGCGGAUCACAAAUUCAGAAAACAUGUCAGAUCUAUUUGAUAGCAACUCCUUUUCUGACAAGGACGGAAAAGGGAUCGAUCCCGAAUUGGCGGAACUUUUGAUGGUCGAGAAGCAAAAGGCACAAUUUAACGCACAGAUUCACGAGUUCAACGACUUUUGUUGGGAUAAAUGCGUCGAUAAGCCUGGAAGUAAAUUGGAUGGUCGCACAGAAACAUGUAUACAUAAUUGCGUCGACAGAUUCAUAGAUGUUUCCUUCUUUAUUACUAAUCGUUUCGCACAAUUAAUACAAAAUUCUAUAGGAAAGUAAAACUUGCAGAUCGUUAAGGUAUAAAUGUUAUAUAUAGAAAAAGGAAACAGAUAAAAAAAAUUGUAUUGAAAGUAA
Wasmannia auropunctata (little fire ant) is the source of this 585-nucleotide messenger RNA. It is a transcript of the gene Tim8, whose product is annotated as mitochondrial import inner membrane translocase subunit Tim8 A-like. The transcript has 2 exons. Lineage: Eukaryota; Metazoa; Arthropoda; Insecta; Hymenoptera; Formicidae. Bases 16 to 510 code for a protein of 164 amino acids. The record is from RefSeq and is a predicted model, not a curated record.